Molecule: messenger RNA, 1341 nt
Organism: Heterobilharzia americana
Lineage: Eukaryota; Metazoa; Platyhelminthes; Trematoda; Strigeidida; Schistosomatidae
Source: the annotation of a GenBank genome assembly
GCUGGUUUCAGUUUCUAGGUCGUUCCUCAAUGGUGGAUAUUUCCAACAUUCUACUUUCACAGUUUCCUGAUCCUCAACAUCCAUAUAUAUCUAAAAGUAUUGCAUAUUCAUGGAAAGCAUGUCAAAUAUGGGAUCUAAGUUAUCUUUCAAAUGAAAUAAACAAUCCUAUAAAAUUUCGCCUUGGCAAAAAACAAUGUACCCAUAUACAAUGGGAACCAUCCUGUCCAUAUGUUAUUGCUACAAUAACAGAAUUUAAUAAUUGGAUAAAUGGAGUGGACAGUGUAAAUAAUCCUUUUAAUGCAUAUCCUAAAGAAAUUUGGUGGGCUUAUGCAGACUACAUACAUAUGUCACAGUGUUCAGAAUUUAAAAAAUUGAUCAAAGAUUUAUCAUUUGAAGAAUUGUUCCCAUUUUUAAUCAAUAAUAUCAAUCCAACAUUUUGGCUUGGAUCAUCUAAAGCUCAUACUAUUUGUCAUCGUGAUACCUAUGGUGUUAACUUAGUUGUACAAAUUCAUGGUUCAAAACGUUGGAUAUUGUUUCCACCAUCAGAUAAUCCAUAUAUGUAUGAAACUAGAUUACCAUUAGAAGAGUCUACUGUAUUUAGUCAAGUUAAUUUUACAUUACCUAAUUACAAAGAACAUCCUCUUGUAUUGAGAACAACUCCUUAUACUGUGACACUUAAUCCAGGCGAUAUUCUCUAUGUUCCAAGAAAUUGGUGGCAUUUUGUUGAAUCAUUAUCUAAUUAUGAUUAUACUUGUUCAGUAAAUUUAUGGAUUGAUCAACCUUAUCUUGAUAAUAAAGUACGCUUUAGAGAAAGUCUUACUCAAUUAAUCACUUUCUCAUUGAUAUCCAAUUGUAAGCAUAUUGAUCAUAGAAGAUUAUUGCAUCCUUUUGAGUUAAAAACCUAUGAAACAGAAACAUGGUUCACAAAUUUAGUGGAUUAUUUACGAUUACUUUAUCGUCAGAAUUUUGAAAUACUUUCAUCAGAGGAUAAAGAAAAGGAAGAAAAGGUUAAAAAAAGUAAAAUUUUCCCCACUAUCGAUUGGAAGCCUUUAGUUUCAGAAAAGUUAAACAACUUAUACCAAUCUUUGGAAAAUGAUUGUCAAUUCAAUGUGAUGAAUACGCUUAGUUUUGAAAAUAUCAUUAAUGCAUUUAUAAAACCAGAUGUUAUUGAAUUAGUUGCUAAACACCUUGAAAGUGAUAUUAUCAAUAAAAGUUUAUAGAAAAAACAAAGGAAACUUUGUUAUAAUUGUUUUUUUUUUUUUGUCUGACUAUUUCCUCUUUAAUCAUAUUUAAACCUUAAUAAUCAUAUUUAUUUUAGGUAGAUCAUACUUAUCUUUAUUG